CACAAACAAUUUCAACUUUCAACUAAACGGAUGUCACGCUGCUGCAUAGCGGAGCCAGUUGAAGCGAUAACAUUGGCAGCAGCCGCAUCUUACUCUCUCUCUUACUCACUCUCUCGUUUCGUCCCGCGUGAAAUUUGGAAUUUCGUUGCCGUGGCCGUAGCCAUAGCGCGUCGCUUCAGUCGUUUGCCAGUGGCCCGGCAUGCCGGUACAUGAAUCGCAUCGCAUCGCUUCGAUUCUUGCUUUUUCGCUCGUUGUUUGUUGUUGCUUCGCGUCGCGUUCACAGCAACAAAUAAAUAGAAAAUAAAUCAACAAAAAUGUGCAAAUAAAUUCGAUUAAAGCGCGAGAUUCAAUCGCAAUUGGUUGCUAGUCAGUUCCGCCCAUUGCAUUGCGUUUAAAGUGGGUGUCAAGAAUACGAAAACAAUGCACCAAAUUAAAUUGCAGUGUGCAGCGUGUGAAUAACAUAAACAAGCCAAGUAAACCAAAGACCACAAAACAAGCAGUGCUGAAAGAACAAAAAAGAAAGCAACAAGAUUUCGACAAGAUCAACCAGAAUCAAAAUGAUGGCGCUCGAUGGCAAGGCGAUAAUUAAGGAGGAAAUUACCGACAAGGACGCCUAUGACGCUGCCACAGCGGCAGCAGCAGCAGCGGCAGCAGUAGCGGUGGCCACAUCGACAGCUGCCUCAUCCGCGUCAUCAUCAACGACGUCAUCAGCAGCAGCAGCAGCGGCUGUGGCAGCAGCGGCCACUGCAGCAACUGCGGCUGCAAUUAGUCGACGGCUUAAAGCCAACAGCAGCAGUAGCAGCAGCAGCAACAGCAGCAACAGCAACGGCGACAAGAGCUCAUCCACCUCCUCCUCAUCCAACAGCGGCAAAGACAUGUCCAUCUCCGCCAGCAACAACACAUCCAGCAGCCAGCACACGCCCAAUGGCAGUCGCGAGCGAGAGCGUGAAAGAGAACGAGAAAGGGAACGGGAACGGGAACGAGAUCGUUUGUGCCGAACACCACCGGACUCCCCGCCUGAACCGGCUCGCAACAUGGCGCCGCAUUCUCCGCACUCUCCCCCACAGCAGCUGCAUCUGCAUCAGCGACCACAACGCAAUGCGAGCGCCUCGCCCGUUGUGAAUGGCGGUGGCGCCAGCUCAGCCACAUCCCCGACGCCGGGAUCACAACAUGCCGCAUCCCUGGCAGCCGCCGCUGCCGCAGCCGCUGCAGCAGCUGCCCACGUGGAGCAGGCGCGUCUGUUGUCCAAGCUGCGCAAGUUUCUGGGCGCCUUGGUGCAGUUCUCCCAGGAACUCGGCCAACCGGAGGUGAGUGAACGAGUGCGUGCUCUGGUACUCUCGUUGUGCAGUGGCGCCAUCUCGCUGGAGGAGUUCCGACUGGCGUUGCAGGAGGCCAUCAACUUGCCGCUGCGUCCGUACGUGAUGCCGCUGCUCAAGAACAGCAUGGUGCUGAUGCAGCGCGAGAUUAUGGCGCUGGCCAGGGCCACCAACCAAUCGCCGCUGCAGUAUGUGACCAGCAACGAGCAGUCCGUAAUGGAGCUGACGCCUCACGGCGUGCCGAGUGCGGAAUUCGCUGAUAUCUUCGUGCAACUGGAGGCGCCACCAGCGACGUCUGGGAAUGUGAAUGGUGGGUCACUGUUCAAGCGACGCUCCUCGGACUCCAUGAUGGAGCACGGCGCACACAACGGACUCCAGGAGUGGAGCGAGUACAUGGCCAGCGGAGGAGGCGCCAACGCAGCCAAUGCAUCAGGCUACGCUCCAGCUAGCAAGCGACUGGCCAUGCAUCCGGCUGGAGGUCACUCGGUGCUCGCCUUCGACUACAGCGCAGCGGCUGCGGCUGCCGCUGGCGAUGUGGCAGUUGCGGCAGGUUUCAUGCAACGUGACGAACGCGAAUUGCAGCCCGCAGCCAGCAGACAUGCUCCGCCCCAGGUGGCAAGAGGCAACAAUGCCCCUGCAGGUGCAGCACUACCAGGCGCUGGCGUUGGAGGUGGCGGAGUGGGUGGUGCUGGGGGAGCUGUUGGGGGAGUUGGUGGCGAGGAAGAGUGGAAGAACAUUCACACUAUGCUCAACUGCAUCUCGGCAAUGGUGGACAAGACGAAGCGAGCCAUCACAAUACUGCAACAGCGGGGCAUUGAGCCACAGCAUGGCAGUGGCAACAGCCAGGAGGUGACUCCGGCUGCUCUCGCCGAGCUGCGUCGCCAGACCGAGGAGAAGGUGGCCGAGUUCAAGCGGAAUGCAGAAGAUGCCGUCACACAGGUGAAGCGUCAGGCAGUCAUCGAGAUCCAAAGGGCGGUGGUGGCAGCCGAGACACGUGCUGCAGAGAUCAUGACCCAGGAGCGACUGCGCAUGGAGAAGUUUUUCAUGGAGAUGAGUCGUCAUUCCAGCGGAGAGCGCGACCUGGACAACAAGUCGCCUUCCAUAACCAGCGCACAGAAUGGCAGCAACUUGCAACAGCAGUGCUGGAAUUGCGGUCGCAAGGCAACUGAAACCUGCUCCGGCUGCAACAUGGCUCGCUACUGCAGUGCAUCGUGUCAAUACAGGGACUGGGACAGCCACCACCAGGUCUGCGGCAACUCACGAGCCAGCGAGCUGAGCGCCAAGCAUCUACACUCGACUAGCGCCAGCGGACAUCGCAGCGCCAUGGCCACCCGCUCCCCUCCCACUCCCACAGCAGCAGCUGCCGCCGCCGCCGCUGCGUCGGCUCAUCUUCAGGCAGCCGCAGUUGGCGCUCGUGAAGCUGCAGCAGCCGCAGCAGCUGCGGUGGUUGGUGGCACUCCAGGCAGCGGGGGUGGCGGUGGUGUGGCGUCUGUGGGCGCUGGCACGCCCAGUGCGCUGGUGCCCAAUGGCCUGGGCUCCAAAUGACGCAUUCGCAUGAUGAAACCCAAGAAGAAGUACUUGUGCUAGUCAAAUUAAACGUGGCGAUUGGAGGCGGACGAGGAGAUGGAGGCGCCAAUACCAUAUAUGAUUCUCUGAUUAUAUGAUUAUAUCAUAACCUACAUAUACGAUUAUGCAGUUCAACUAAAGAUAAACCUUAACCAAAAAAACAAAACACAAAA
Drosophila albomicans is the source of this 3055-nucleotide messenger RNA. It is a transcript of the gene nvy, whose product is annotated as protein CBFA2T2. The record is from RefSeq and is a predicted model, not a curated record. The transcript has 6 exons. Gene Ontology annotation, molecular function: transcription corepressor activity. Gene Ontology annotation, biological process: DNA-templated transcription; negative regulation of DNA-templated transcription. Lineage: Eukaryota; Metazoa; Arthropoda; Insecta; Diptera; Drosophilidae. Gene Ontology annotation, cellular component: nucleus. The coding region runs from base 558 to 2861 and encodes 767 amino acids.